GCUGGUGGCGACACGUAAACGAAAAAUCCCUAACUUGGCACACGCAACGCAGUAGGGGAAGUCCCUAGCUACGAUUAUCUUUACAAAACCUUUUAGUGUAAAAAGUCACAUUUUGAAUCCGAGAUGAUGGAUAUUGUGCGGCAGUUCGCCCCCAAUACUUGGGUGCUCUACCAAGGGAAUCAAAGUGACGUGUCUAUGUAUACUGAAGAAUAUAGGCAAGUCAUGUUCGAAGUUAGGAGUGCUACCCCAAACCAUGAAAGUCUUACAGCUAGACGAAUAAUACGAGUGCAAGAUUUGCAUUCGUUUGGGCAAUUUUUAAUACGAGAGCAACUGCUCAUUAAUUCUGAAGAUGACCAGUUAUACAGAGUGCGUCGGUAUUUUCAAGUAAGUCGGUCGUUUUUAGACGAAGUUAUUAAAUAUAAUGCAGAUCCUCGCCGGAUUGGAAUGGGCCAGAAGUUAACGUUUUCAAACAGAAUUGACUACUUCAGUUCAGAUAAAUUGAUUGUAGUGGUUAAAGUUCUAACCACGGAACCAAAUAAAGCUGAUUUGAGCCCAAGUACGUCAUGUGACUAUUACAUCGAAUAUAUUAUUGAAGUUCAGAAUUAGUUUUGUGUUUUAUCAAAAUUUAUAUUAUUCUUGUGAGUUUGAUAUUACUUAUUGCUGUGUAUUAAGUAUAAUUUUUGUGAUAAUCAUAAUAAAGUCGUGUUAUAUGUAAUGGUUCAAUUUAUUUUGAUGUUGCUGUACUUGCGCGCCCAUUAGGUAUCACCAUGGUGAUAGUUGACUAUCAAUGAGUCAUUCAAACCACGAAAUGGAGCAAGAUUUUCUGAAAAAAGAGGAAGAAUUUCGAAAAGAAAAUAAGCUUCUAGAGCUUAAAACAAAAGAACUGCUGCAAAAAGUAGACGACAUGAAAAAGAUGCAAGAUUUACAGCUUCGAGACUUCAAACCUGAAAUGCGUCGACUUGAAGCAAAAGAUUUGAAUUUGCCCAAGAGUGUAGACGAAAUGGGGACAAAAGGCAUGCUACACUUUUACAAAUCGAAAAUUAAGGCACUCAUGGAAGAUUUGGAAAAAACUCAAAAUGAACUGAAAAAUAAGAAUGAAGAACUGAAGAAGAUCCAGAAGAGCCACCAGACGUUAUCUGAAGAAAAAGAGAAGUGGUUUUUGCAAUACAACGUCGAAAAAAACACCAGCACAAAACUGGAAAAACAGAUUAUAGCUUCCAAUUCACGACUACAGUUAAAAGAAAGUGAGAACAUCUCUUUGAAAAAAGAACUUGAACAAUUGAAAACUGAGCUGAAAAACACUUGCAGCGAGCUCAGUGCUUCUGAAAGUCGGUUAAAACGAGCCCUGCAAGACGUCGAGAAACAGAAAAUUUCACUGAAAAACUUGCGACAGGAAGAAAAAGAAUCCAAAGACGAAUACCGGAAAAACCUGAAGGACCUGAACACCACUGUCAAACAAAUCCAGAAACACAAGAACGAAUUACUCCAAGGCUACAAAAAACAAAUCCAGUUGAUUGAUAACCUCAAAAGACAAAAGGCCCACGUCGAAUCCUGCAAAGUCCUAGAACUCGCGGAGUCCGAAUUCUUCAAACUGCUUGACUGGAAAAUAGAAUAAAACACUUACUUUAAUAUAAAACUUUUUAUACGUUAUAUAAAAAUAUAACAAAACGUCUAGAGUAAAUUCUCAUCAUUGAGAACAUAA
Molecule: messenger RNA, 1702 nt
Organism: Zophobas morio
Lineage: Eukaryota; Metazoa; Arthropoda; Insecta; Coleoptera; Tenebrionidae
Exons: 7
Coding region: 788-1615 (275 amino acids)
Source: RefSeq, a predicted model, not a curated record